Aspergillus wentii DTO 134E9 is the source of this 750-nucleotide messenger RNA. RefSeq lists its product as uncharacterized. The transcript has a single exon. Bases 63 to 476 code for a protein of 137 amino acids. The record is from RefSeq and is a predicted model, not a curated record. Lineage: Eukaryota; Fungi; Ascomycota; Eurotiomycetes; Eurotiales; Aspergillaceae.
GUCACCAAUGUGAGCAUCACCGACAUCUGUAGCACCACGAGAACUACGCAUCUGCCGCCAAGAUGGUCGAUCUCUCCGAAGGCGUCCCUUUUUCGAAACAAAAUCUUCACGAAGGAAACCGAUAUAUCAAAAGAGGCCAAACAUUAUUCCCAUGUCCAUCCUCCGUGAACGCCUCCACUUUCUUCGACCUGGCCCCUGACGAAGAGGUCGUUUCUGUGCUUGCCAAACCAAUGGCCAGGAUUAUCCUUGAAUAUGAUUUCUCGAUUGUGACUAAAUCCGGGCAUGGGGUGCGUCCCGCUGAGGCUGAGGCCAUGAGACUUAUCUCUAGAUAUACCACCGUGCCUGCAAUGCGCUGCAGAUGGCUCCCCCUCAAAAGACCCCUUACUAGAAAAUCUCCAAUCACCACCCCGACCCCUAACCAGCGAUUCAGACCUACGGGCUCGCAUCUACGAGCGCUAUCUCCAUUGCGGGGGUAGUCGGUACGAGCACGAAUUACCCAACAUGCUGCCGAAAUCUGACCAUGCUGUGUUCGCGCAUGGGGAUAUCGCACCUCGAAACAUCAUGGUUGAUGAGAACGGUAACAUCAUAGGAAUUAUCGACUGGGAGUAUGCAGGCUGGUAUCCGGAUUAUUGGGAGUAUGCGCAGAUCAUGAGACCCGCGUUCUGGGGAGAUUGGUCGAUAUGGAUGGAGCGGACUGCUCCAGAAAGAUGGAAUUUAAGUGGCAUCAAUGCUUCUCGCAAAGUUCUGUUC